Messenger RNA from Tachysurus vachellii, 6762 nucleotides. RefSeq names its product HEAT repeat containing 5a (gene heatr5a). The coding region runs from base 9 to 6083 and encodes 2024 amino acids. The record is from RefSeq and is a predicted model, not a curated record. Lineage: Eukaryota; Metazoa; Chordata; Actinopteri; Siluriformes; Bagridae. Gene Ontology annotation, cellular component: Golgi apparatus; endocytic vesicle; membrane. The transcript is spliced from 36 exons. Gene Ontology annotation, biological process: endocytosis; retrograde transport, endosome to Golgi; intracellular protein localization.
AAGGAAGAAUGGAGCAGGCACACAGCCUGCUGCUGAACGAAGAUGUGUGCAGCAUACUGGGUGAACAGCAGAGGACCGAAUUUGUCUUUGAGUGGCUACGCUUUCUGAAGAAGCUGCUGCCUGCUGCUGAACGGGUGGAUGUGAAGCAGAAUCAGAAGCGACUGGUGGAGCAGCUGAUGGCUGUUCUGAACAGUUCUCCUGGCCCCCCCACACGCUACCUCUUAGCUCACUGUGUGGCUCUGGUCUAUUGCGUAGGUGAAUCACUUACCUCCAGCCUCACUGUGGACCGUUGCCAUGACAUUAUCAAAAGCAAGGAUGACUCUCCCAGCUUCCUGCCAACUCGUCUGGCAGCUGUGGCCUGUCUGGGUGCAAUGUAUGAGCAGCUCGGCCGUUUUCUCAUCAGCUCCUUUAAGGAGACAGUGAUGACUCUUCUGAAAUCCAUGAAGAGCUCAGAAUCACAGGGGCGUUAUGAGAUCAUGCAGUGUAUAGAGAAGAUCCUAAAGGGUCUGGGGGUGAGUGCAUUGCCCUGUCACAGAGACAUCUACAAAGCUACACGCUCCUGCCUUACUGACCGCUCUAUGGCAGUUCGCUGUGCUACUGCUAAGUGCCUGUUGGAGAUGCAGAGAGAAGCUGUAUUCCUGUGGUCUACAGAGUUGGAGAACAUGGCCCUGUUGUGCUUCAGAGCAUUUGAUGGCUCCAACUAUGACGUGCGUGUCACCGUGUCCAAACUGUUAGGCACCUUGUUCGCCUCAGCACUUGAGCCCAAACAAAGCAUAGCUUCUCGGCCUGUCACCUUGGAUGACGUGAUGGAACUGGUGUCCAGUGGCUUCCUACGACGUGGAGCAGGUUUCCUGCGUGUCAGCAGCGACAUGCUGAAGGGUACCAACUCGGUGAAUGGAGACUUGCGUGUGGGCAUCACACAGGCAUGUGUCGUGUUUAUCUCCACUCUGGGUGGGGCAUGGUUGGAAGCCAAUUUCCCCAACCUGCUUUCCCUGCUCAUGGAGCUGGUGUGUGAUGCACGGGUUACUGAGAACCUGGCUGAAGCUGUCUAUUGCCGACGAUGUGUCUCUUACAUCCUCAGAGCCUCUGUAGGCAGCCUACUGGGAGAGAAAGCUCAGAUAGCAGUGGCCAAGGAGCUCUGCCUGGCCAUCAGCAAACAGAAGACGACUCUAGAUACAGGGGGGAACAUGGAGGUGCAAGAAGGAAGCAUAGCUGUGGCAGCCAAUCCACACAUGCUGGUGUGUGUCCUGCUGGAGCUGGGAAGUGUGAUACAAGACCUGGGGUCUUGUGCUGCACCACUGAUGCAUGACAGCAGCACAGCAAUGUUGGAUACUGUGAUAUCUGUGCUCCUUCACUCCAGCUUAUCUGCACGGCUGGCAGCUGCCUGGUGCCUGCGCUGCAUAGCCAUUGCGCUGCCUGCUCAGCUGGUUCUGUUGCUCGAUCGUUGUUUAGAGAGACUUAAUGCAUUGAAAUCUUGUCCUGAGGCUGUAGCCGGGUAUAGUGCUGCAACUGCUGCCCUGUUGGGUGCAGUACAACACUGCCCAUUGGGAAUACCACAUUCUAAAGGCAAGGUGGUGAUGAGCCUGGCUGAAGAUUUAUUGCGCUCGGCGGCCCAGAAUAGUAAAAUCUCCAUCCAGCGAACUCAGGGAGGCUGGCAAAUACUCAGUGCACUCAACACCUUAGGACCCACAGUAGUGAACCAUCACCUUCCUAGAAUGCUGUUGCUGUGGAAAUGUGCCUUUCCCCAGUCUGUUAAAGAGCUGGAGAGUGAACUCAGGCGUGGAGACUCGUUUACAUGGCAGGUAGCUCUGGAGGGCCGGGCUGGAGCACUGUUUGCAAUGAAGAAUCUGGUAAUUAACUGUAGAGAUCACCUCAGCGAUGAUGUUAUUAGUCAACUGCUCGCUGUUCUCUCAUGUGCUGUGGGCCUGCUGACUCUGCUACCUUCUCUAAUGAAGUCCUAUGGAAAACAGAUCAAAAGUGCUGUGUGUAUUUUCCAAAUGAGAGCGUAUGAAGUCCUUGCACUGUUGCCACCUAAAACCUAUGAAGAGAGUUUUGGCACUGUGUUGAAACAACUGGUGAAAGACCUCACGGAUCCGGUGAACACAACGUGUCCUGAGGUCAGCCUGCUCUGGCCACUGUGUCACAACCAAGACCUUUCUUUGUUGGGGCCUGGUCUACAUGAAAUGGACCAGCGCUACAUCGAGGAGCAGCUACCUGGAGGCAGGAUGGGAGGAGGAACAUUAGAGUAUGAUCCUUUCACCAUUUGUGAAAAAUCUCCGGAGGCACCCACACCUCUUGCCCCAGCUGAUGCUCUCACCAUUAAUUCAGUUCAGCUGUUUGGAGUCGUGUUUCUCCAUUUGGCAGUCCAUCAGAGGGUUCAGAUCCUUGAGCAGUUCUGUGAGUGUGUGAGGCAGCUGAAGGGGACUCGGCAAAAGAUGGUCCAAAUCCAUGUAACAGCUGCUUUUUGCAGAAGUCUGAAGUGUUUGGCAUUGGGUAAUGUAUCACUUGGUUCAGAGAUGGUGCAGAAGCCAGCUCUCUCUCUCCUAUUGGGAGCACUGGAGAGCUCUAACCCUCUACUGCGCUGUGUGGCUGCUGAGGGUUUAGCACGAUUUGCACAGGUUCUUGGUGUCCACAAUGUAACACUGUCCCUCAGCCUGAUGAGCUUUGAUAAGUUGAAGACAGCAAGGGAGGCUGUCUUGCGGACCGGACAUGCCCUGUUGCUUGGGGCACUCUAUCGCUACCAGGGGGCCAUUAGUUCAGCCAAACACCUCAGUGCUUGUGUGGGGGUUCUUUUCACACUCUCACAGGACAGCAGCUCACCGGAGGUCCAGACCUGCUCUCUUCAUUCUUUGGCCAUGGUAGUGGACCAGGCUGGACCUCUGUACCACAGUCACAUGGAAGCCAGCUUGACCUUAAUUUUGCAUCUGCUUCUUACCACAUCACACACUCAUGUGGAGGUGCAGCAGAGUCUGGGUCGCUACCUCAGUGCACUCAUCACAUCACUGGGCCCUGAUCUGCAAGGUGAGAGUGUGGGGGUGUGUACAGUGAGGAACUCCUGUCUGCUGGCCUGUUCCAUAAUGCAGGACAAUCCAGACUGCCUGGUACAGGCUCAGGCCAUAGCGUGCUUCCAACAAUUGCAUAUGUUCUCACCUCGCCACGUCGACCUGGCCAAUCUGGUUCCCAGCCUCUGUGGGAUCUUGUUGGAUUAUUCUGUAUCGAUGAACCUAUGCAGCUCAUACCUGUAUCUACGCAGGGCAGUGGUAGCAUGUUUGUGUCAGGUUGCCCAGCGGGAGGCACUGGAGAUGUCUGAGCAUGCUGUGGCCCUGGUAAAGGAACUGCCACGAAGAGACAACAUACAGUUGGAUGUGACCAUUAAGGAGGUGGGUUUGGAGGGAGCUCUGUUUAGUCUGUUAGAUCGCGAGCGGGAUGCCAGACUCUGCCAAGACAUUAAAGAGACUCUCAUCCACAUGAUGAGCUCAGCCGCUGAGAGCCAGCUGGCUCACUGGCUCAAGCUCUGCAAGGAUGUAAUCUCUUCUGCCUGUUCAGUUGCUGCACCGGUGGAGAUGAAUCAGGAAGAGGAUGGAGACAGCUAUGAUGACGCAUCAUUCUUUCAUGCAAAGUGUGCAUACAGUGGGCCCUUCAACAACUUGCGCUGGUCCAGCCGUGUAUUUGCUGUGAAAUGUGUGUGCCACAUCAUAGUGCAGUGUGAGAGAGGGCACCCGGCUCACUUUGACAUGGGACUGGCACAAGAAGAACGUUUGCAUAAAUCUACAGAUUUCCUGGUUCUCCACUUGGCUGAACUGGUGCGCAUGGCGUUUAUGGCAGCAACAGACCAUAGUGAGCAGCUCCGACUGGCCGGCUUACACAUGCUGCUGCUCAUCAUCCGCAAGUUCGCAGGCGUCCCAGAACCCGAGUUCCCCGGCCACGUCAUUCUGGAGCAGUAUCAGGCCAACGUGGAAGGUGCUCUAAGGCCAGCAUUUUGUGCAGAUGCUCCUCCUGAUGUCACUGCCAAAGCCUGUCAGGUGUGCAGUGCAUGGAUGGCCAGCGGGGUUGUGAGUGACUUCCGUGAUCUGAGGAGGGUUUACCAGCUGUUGGCAUCUUCACUAGUCAAAGUUCAGGCAGGGAGGGACGUGCUUAAUCCUCUAUACAAUGAGAGCACAUUAACCAUGGAGUCACUAGCGGUGCUCAAAGCCUGGGCAGAGGUAUAUAUCAUAGCAGUGGAAAGAAGCAGGCACAGAGAGCAGCCUGAGCCUGCUGAUGAAGGUGAAGGUGAAGCCGCAGGGCUGCUAAAACUGGUGCAGGGUGAGCUGGGAACACUUAGCUGCCUGUGGCUGGCGGCACUGCAGGACCACGCACUGCUCACACUGCCUCCAGGUUAUGCAAAACAGCUACCUUCCACAGGAGGCACGUUCUACACAGCAGAAGCACUGGACCAGGCACGUCAGUAUUACUGCAGCUCCUGGGCUCCCAUCCUUCAUGGCACAGCGCUCUGGCUCAACAGCAAUGAGUUUAUUAUGGGUGAUGAUGGGCCAGCCAACCUCUCUAGACCAGUUACCCCUACCUCCAUGGGCCAUUCCACCACCCGGGACAGCAAAAAGUCCCAAGAGGACAUCAGUGUGGAGCAUCUCCACCUCAUACUGGGUAUCAGUGUAGAGUUUCUGUGCUCCCCUCACUCUGAGAAUCAAAUGGAAAACAUCAUCUCAUGCCUUCAUGCACUGCAAGCCUUACUUGAAGUGCCUUGGUCCCGUUCCAAAGUGGGUAAUGAUCAGGCACUGAGUGUGGAGCUCCUCAAUGUGUUGCACAGGCUGAUCGUGACACGAGAGUCUCCGCAGAUCCAGUUAGCAGUGUUAGAAUUGGUGCGACAGGUGGUGUGUGCCACUCAGGAGCACGUUAAAGAGAAACGACACAGCGCCGAAGUAGAUGAUGGUGCAGCUGAAAAGGAGACCGUUCCGGAGUUCGGUGAGGGCAGGGACACUGGAGGUCUGGUACCAGGAAAAUCUUUGGUCUUUGGAGCUCUGCAACUGUGUCUCUGUGCACUACUCCGGAAACUUCCACAGCUCAGUCCUCGACUGGCAGGCAGUUCCAGUGGACAGGGGAGUAUCGUCUCCUCCCUAAACGACAGCGACUGCACACUGAUCACUUUGGCUUUAGGAAUCCUCUCAGAAUUGCCCUCCAUCUGCUCUCCUGAGGGCAGUGUGUCAGUGUUGCCCACGGUGCUCUAUUUGUUGCUUGGGGUGCUGCGGGUAUUAGUGAGGGAACAUAGAGGAGUGGGCACAGAGACACUGGUCCCUGGGACACUUCAAGCACUACGCACAGUCCUCUCAUCUCCCAUGAGCAGAGUGGAGAAAAGCCAUCGUGCCUGGGUCCAGCUGCUGCGCUGCGCUCUUACUACACUGCUUACAUGCUGGAACUCAGACUCAACUGAAUCUGGUGUGGAUGAGAUCACUUUGCUGAUGGCACUCACAAUCUUUCUGCUUGAAGCCAGUGUUGAGGUCACAAAUGUUGAGCCACUAAGGACAUUGUGCAUCAGCAAGUUCCUGGCCGGCCUGGAAUCCAAAGACCCAAUGUUGCUGAGCCGGUGUUACCAGUUAUUGGCAUCAGUGUUUCAGGGCCCAGCAGCAGUGGCAGAAUUGUUUAUAAGGGGAUUGGGCACUCAGCUGGUGGCUCAGCUGCAGCAGGUGGAGAAAAAACGUCCUCAGACUGCCAUCGAGCUGCAGGCUGUGCAGGAUGGCGUCAGAGCCAUGGAGGCAUUAGUGCUUGCUGCUCAGGAAACUCAACGUGCCAAGUUGGUGGCAGUGCAUUUACCCAUCCUAGUCUCCUUCCUGCUGGACGAAAACGCUCUGGCCACGGCUCCUGAAGCCUCAUGUUCUCUGCAUGAAUCCGCGCUGCAAGACUUGAUGCGCCUUGGCCCUCAGCAUCCAGGUGUUUUUAAAGCCUUUAUGGCGUCAGCACCAGAAAUGAAGGCACGACUUGAGGCAGCCAUAAAGGGCAACCAAGAGCUUGUAAACGCUAAGGCCACACCAACUCAGUUACCUGACAAGAGGCAGGUGCCCAGCAUCAAACUGAAGACCAACUUUUUGUGAAAUGAGGGCAUUAUUGUAAAUUUUAAUGAGUUCAGCGCAAGAUUAAAGUUAUUUUAACCGAAGUAUGGUUUUAAUACUAGUUCAUUGUUGCAUUGUUCAAAUGUGUGUUUUUGUUAUAACGCAUCAACCUCUAUGAGGAUUUAAAAAGUCUAAGAUGUAAAAAAGUUUUGUUAAGCAACGACCACCCAUCCCAUGCAAGGGGAGCAGAGAAACUAGAUUAUGAUACACAAUGUAGACGCUGAACAUAGAAUAUUUGAAUACCUCUAUACAUCCAAACCAGUUUUUUUCUAAUCCUGGCACAUCUAAAGCAUAUUUUUUAAAUUAUGAAGGGGAAUUCUUUUUAUUUAGCUAAUGUAUUAUGUCAGUGGUAUGACAGCAGAUGAUGUUUGAAAAAAGUGUAGUCCACAGCUACGAUAUGUUUUCUGUUGCCAUAUGGAGACAAAGGCUGAAUACCGGCCUCAUUGUUUGGUAGCUUGCAACUAAAUAAAUAACUAGACUAUUGUGAACCACUCCUGGAGUGAUUACAUACACAAGUAGCAUCUGGGGAUCGUGCUUUAACAUUAACUGUACUGUGUAAAUUUGUCUAUAAUGUUGAAAUAAAACAUUUUAAGUCACUGGAGACUGAUGUACAUACAAGUUGAAUUUUGAUCAUUAAAAAAAUUAGCCCUUGUUGCAAAUA